AUGAAACCUAUUUUUGUGAAUUUGAACCUUGAGUGCUAGUUUGAAAACAAAAACUUGGUUUGGGGCUAUCCUAGUCUUUUUCUCUAAAAAGAAACUAAUUUCUAUAUCAUUCAUAUUUAUCUUCUAAAUUUUAAAUGUAAAAAUAUACAUAAGUAAUAUAAAAAUUAAACUUUUAAAAUUAUCUUUAACUUUUUAGAAUAAAGAAAAUAGACUCUCAUGAGGAAUAAGGAUUUUGGAUCAUUGUUUCACCUUUAAUUUAAUUUAUUUUAGGUGUUGGUUUUAUUUAGUAUUUAAUAUUUUGGAUUUCUAAUAUUUAAAUUUUAAAUAAUAUUAUGUAAUUUAUUUUAAUAACUUAUUUUAUAAUUAUUUUAAAAGAAUUAUUUAUUUAUAUUAGAUCGCAAGUUAUCUCAUCUAACUCAUGCAUGAUCUAGAUGAUCUAAGUUCGAGUUUACAUAUUGAAGCUCAUACUAUAAAUAAGCUGAGCUGAACUAUCUCAUGAAAGAUCUGAGCUGAACUAUCUCAUGAAAGAUCUGAGCUUACUAUGAGCUGAGAUGAGUUGAGCAAUCUAGCUCAUUUUGACACCCCCUAUGAUUGAUACAAAGUACAAACCAAUGUUUAAAAAUCAUUGGGCAUUUAAACAACGUUUUAUAAGAGAUUAUUGAUUAGGCGGAUACCUAAACCGAUUUUUUAAACGUCUUAACCAAUCAUUUAAAAGAUUGUUAAAAAAAAAAAAUCAAUUUGUUUAGGUUCACUUUGUCGCUGCCCGCCUAAACUAGAACAUUGAUACAAACAAUAUGUUUUCUUUCUUUUUCAUACAUGAAAAGUGGAAACAUAUUUAUAGGAAACAUACAAACGUUAAAUGGAUCAUACAUACGUUUUUAUGUAUCGAUAUUUUCUUGAUUCUCGUAUACCACGGCUUAUGAAACUCAUGCAGUGUGUCCCUUUAGGGACAUUCGAUAAAAUUGGAAUGAAAUAAAGAAAAUUAGCAUGGUCCAUGCGUAAGGAAGACAUGCACGAAUUGAAAACUAGUCCAAAUUUUAAAAUUAGAAUUCAUUAUCUCAACUAGAAAAUAUUCCGACUAUUAUGUUAGCAAUCUUACAUGUUGUGGUUUCGGAAAUGGAAGAACUAGAACCUUCUGAUAUUGAAACAAAAUAAAAAUACUUAUGCAGCGUGUUGAAGUUAAAUUAACUCAUAAAGCAUUUCGCAGAUGGUAAAAAAAGAAAAGGAAUGAAAGUGAAAAAGAGAGGUAGAAUCAUAUGUACAAAAAAUGUUAUGAUUAAUAAUUUUUAAUUCUUGUCAAGAUUGUUCUUUUGUAUCUUUAUGAGCGAUUUGGUUUUCAGGUUUCUCUGCUGGAUGAAGCUUGGUUCAAAUUAUUAUUGUCUAUACAAACCUGACUGAAGUGUUAGACACUUGUACUUAGCGAUGUACAUUUACAUGCUUUUUGUGACAUUACUCCAGUGAGCUUUAAGUUACUACUUACAAUGAGCUUUAUAAGUUAUGUAAUGUAGCCCGCCCGUAUAUGGACGUGUGGUACGUGUUUGUCCACUCUUCUCCGCAGUGCCGGUCCUGACAUGGCGAAGACCACAAGCAAUUUUUUUAAAAAUAGCCCAUUUUAACUAAACGCUUAAUUGGCUAUAUUACACGAACUAGCUAUACUAAUACGGACAUGAAAUUUUUUUAAAAAAUAUGUAAAGGUGAUUCAAAAAAUAGCUUGUGUGGCCCAAAUCAAUUUUACAGACACUUAUUAAAAGUUCAUAAACCUAAUAGCACAUUUUAAAGUACCUAAUAAUAAUUUGUAAAAAUACCUAAAACAUGAAACUUUUUUAAACAUGGUCUUAAAAUAAUAAACUCUACUCAAAAUAUAUAAACCUAAUAGUACCUUUAUAAAGUACCUUAACCUAAUAUCAUUUUGUAUACAUAAUUAAGAUAUUAAGAAUUUUUAAAUAAACACAUGGUUUUAAUUUUCAGAUAACUGCUAGAUCAAAUAAAAACUGGUAUAAAUUGACUCUGGACUCGAUUUGAUCUGUGUUAGAAUUUUUUGAUAUACAAGAUCUUUAGAUCCCAAGGUACAAUGAAAAUAUGAAAUAAUGAACGUGAACAAUCUGUAAAAUCAUCUAAACGUUUUGAUUCAGCUAUUACAACUAGAAAACUGUAAUAUGUUUUGAAAAUGUUUAAGCAGAAAUUAUUUACUUCCACUAUUCGAGAUCGAUCCUUAGAAAUCACGAUUUUGGUUAUUGUGUCUCAAAGGUCGACAAGGUCCACAUGAUAUGGCAAUACAGCAUUUUAAAUCUUAUACAAAGGGUUAAUAAGCAUAUUCUCUUAACACAUUAGUUAAAAUGCUCAAAAUUUUCUUACAUUAGACCUAAGACAAUACUCCAAGACUCUCAUCAGUUACGUUGUACGGAAACAAAGCAUGUUAUAGUAAUUGAUGAAUUUAAAGCAUUUUUGACCCAAAAAGGAGCAUUUAAAGCAUUUAUAUUCGUAUAUUUACUUGAAAAUCAUCUUGAUAUAUACUAGCAUAUAAAGAUAAAAAUCUAUGUUUUAACUAGUUUGAUAAUUUAACUAAUUGACUCGUUACUAAUAUUGAUGUUUCCAUCAAUCACAAUUUACAGUCAAGUCAAACUUUUGACAUAAAUCUAUAAAUACAGCAAACUGUUAUCAGUGUUUAUAAACAAAUUCUUCACUAUCUCAAAUCAAAAUCAGAACAUAUAAAAAUGAAGUUCGGAAAAGAAUUUUCGUCACAGAUGGUGCCUGAGUGGCAGCAGGCUUACGUGGACUACAAGUAUCUAAAAACCCUAAUCAAAGAUAUCAACCGCUUCAAACGCAAAACCAAUCCUCAAGGCCAUGAGAUGACAACGGCUCUGCACCGCACAUUCAUCGGUCAAAAGAGACAUGGCUUUGGCGGCGGUUGCGGUCAGAUCAGCCCUUCUUCGACAGUGGUCGACAUUAACGACGGAAUAACGACGGCGCCAAUUCAUGUGAGUUCUUCGGUGACUCACCAGUACGAGACGACGUUUUUUAUGACGGCGGAGAGAGGAGGAGAGUAUGAGUUGGUGUUUUUCCGGCGACUAGACGACCAGUUCAACAAAGUGGAGAAGUUCUAUAAAGAGAAAGCUGAUGAAGUGGUGAAAGAAGCGGCGGCGCUUAACAAACAGAUGGAUGCGCUGAUCGCGUUUAGGUUUAAGAUGAAGGAGGAGCGUACGGCGGAGAUGACUCUCAUGGCCUCACCUAAUGCGGUUUCUCCGGCGGAGCUCGCCAAAACGUCUUCUCAAUCUCCCACGGGAGUCAUAGAGGAAGGAGGCUCCAGUGGAGCUGGUCGAUCCGAUGAAAAUGACAAUAACGUUGAGAAAGACAGUUAUAGCAAAACAACACUCAAACCGGCCAAUGACAUGAGCAAGAUGAAAGAUACGACGAGACCAGCUUCGAUGGGAGUUCUAAACUCCGUCAGGAUCAGCUACACUAAGGGAACGCCUAGUUCCACCAUUAAAAGCGUUCUCAAAGUCUCGAACGAGCCAGAGCUCAUAUUAAACAGAUAUAAUUUAAGGAAAAUCGAGGAGAAGCUAAGAUGUGCGUUCGUAGAGUUUCAUCGGAAACUAUGGUUUCUUAAAAGCUAUAGCUUUUUGAAUGUGUUGGCGCUUUCGAAGAUAUUGAAGAAGUAUGAUAAGGUAACUUCGAGGGAUGCUGCGAAGUCUUACAUGACAAUGGUUGAUAACUCUUGCCUUGGAAGCUCUGAUGAGGUUAUGAGACUCCUUGAUCAUGUUGAAACUACAUUCAUAAAGCAUUUCACAAAUGGCAACAGAACAAAAGGAAUCAACAUCUUGCAACCUAAAGCUAAAAGAGAGAGACACCGACUUACAUUUUCCACAGGUUUCUUGGGUGGAUGCAUGUUUUCCCUCGUUGUGGCUCUUGUCGCUAUCGUUCGCACCCGAAACAUCUUACAAGAUGAACGCCAGGAACAGUACAUGAACUCAAUGUUUCCUCUUUAUAGCUUGUUCGGAUUCAUCGUGUUGCACAUAAUUAUGUAUGCUGCUAAUAUUUAUUUUUGGAGGCGGUAUGGAGUAAACUAUUCCUUCAUAUUUGGAUUCAAACAAGGAAAUGAACUCGGCUACAAACAAAUACUAUUCGUGGGAUUCAGCAUUGGUGCGCUUGCGCUUCUUUGUGUCCUUGCCAAUCUUGACAUGGAGACAAACCCCAAAACUAAAGAUUACCAAGCAUUAACUGAACUCCUUCCUCUUUGCCUCCUCAUUACUAUGCUCAUAGUUCUAAUCCUACCAUUCAACAUUUUCUAUCGAUCAAGUCGCUACUUCUUUCUCAAUUGCCUAUCUCGCAUUCUUGCUGCUCCUCUUUGCAAGGUGACAUUAUCCGAUUUCUUCUUGGCAGAUCAAUUAUGUAGCCAAGCGCAAACUCUUCGAAGCAUUCAUUUCUACAUAUGUUACUACGGUUGGGGAGACUUCAAACAAAGGCAAAACACUUGUAGAGAGUCACGAGUCUUCAACACUUUCUUAUUCAUUGCUGCUGCCUUCCCAUUCGUUUCUCGCUUCCUUCAGUGCAUGAGGCGAGUGUUUGAAGAGAGAAACAUUGAACAAGGGUAUAAUAGUUUCAAGUACUUUUUAGUAGUAGUUGCUGUUUGCUUAGGGAUGGCUUAUGAAGUUGAUCGAAAGAAAGAUAGUCAAACUAUCUGGAGAUGGUCAGGUGGGGUUACUUCUGCCAUGGCUGUGGUUUUCUGUACGUACUGGGACUUGGUUCAAGACUGGGGACUUCUUAACCGAACAUCCAAGAAUCCGUGGCUACGUGAUGAACUCCUAGUACCCCACAAAGAAGUUUACUUCAUUGCCAUGAUCUUGAACGUGGUGCUGAGAUUUGCGUGGCUGCAAACAGUGCUAGAUUUACAAUUUGAAUCAAUUAACACACAGGCGGCGAUUGCCUUUGUUGCAAGUCUUGAGAUCAUUCGUCGUGGGAUAUGGAAUUUCUUCAGGUUGGAGAACGAACAUUUAAACAAUGUCGGGAAGUUUAGAGCUUUCAAGACAGUUUCAUUACCAUUCAACUACGAGGAAGACCAAAAAAUAUUAUGUGGCCUUAAUUAGUGGUGACAUGUAGUUUGAUAUCGAUGAAUGAAUAAAAGAGAAGAUUCAAUUUUUUUUAAAUGGUGGCAACGACAGAUAUAAAAACAGGAGGAUAGAGAAUUGAAAAAGAGUAAAGAGAAUGUAAGGGUGUAAGAGGAAAAAAAGUGUAUCAAUGUGUAUUACUAUUUUAACAUUCUACAUGUUUUGAUAUAUUGUUGUAUCAAGUAUUAUCUAAGAGACCAUAUACUAAACAAUAUAUCAAUUAACAAACUAUCUAUCAAACAAUGUAUCA
Messenger RNA from Brassica rapa (field mustard), 5355 nucleotides. Its product is annotated as phosphate transporter PHO1 homolog 6. Gene Ontology annotation, biological process: cellular response to phosphate starvation; phosphate ion transport. Gene Ontology annotation, cellular component: plasma membrane; cytoplasm; Golgi apparatus. Gene Ontology annotation, molecular function: phosphate transmembrane transporter activity; inositol hexakisphosphate binding. Lineage: Eukaryota; Viridiplantae; Streptophyta; Magnoliopsida; Brassicales; Brassicaceae. The record is from RefSeq and is a predicted model, not a curated record.